Ostrinia nubilalis (European corn borer) is the source of this 2058-nucleotide messenger RNA. RefSeq names its product transferrin (gene Tf). The transcript is spliced from 15 exons. The record is from RefSeq and is a predicted model, not a curated record. Gene Ontology annotation, cellular component: signal recognition particle receptor complex; extracellular region. Lineage: Eukaryota; Metazoa; Arthropoda; Insecta; Lepidoptera; Crambidae. Bases 44 to 1906 code for a protein of 620 amino acids. Gene Ontology annotation, biological process: protein targeting to ER.
UGGCUAGUUACAAUAUCGGCUGCGCGCGCGGCCACAUGUGACCAUGGCAUUAAAAAAAUAUAUCGCGUUAGUUUUUUUAUUUGUGGCCAGUGUUAACUGCAAACAAGCAUACAAAAUAUGCGUGGCAGAACAAUAUUUGAAAGCAUGCGAGGAAAUGCUGGAAGUGCCGACCAAGAGCAAAGCAGUGCUGAAAUGUAUUCCAGCGAGAGAUAGGAUGGAAUGUCUAAGCUACGUGCAGCAAAGGCAGGCGGACUUCGUGCCCGUGGACCCUGAGGAUAUGUACGUGGCCUCCAAGAUCCCCAACCAGGACUUCGUGGUCUUCCAAGAGUACAGGACUGAUGAUGAGCCAGAUGCGGAGUUCCGUUACGAAGCUGUGAUAGUGGUCCACAAGGAUCUUCCCGUCAACAACUUGGACCAACUGAAGGGACUCAAGUCGUGCCAUACUGGAGUCAACAGGAACGUUGGAUAUAAGCAUAGAUACUCGUCUCAUAUUCAGAGCUCGGUCUUGUCCCGCCAGAUGUCACACAGGCAGACAGAGGUUAAUGGUUUGUUCCAAGGUGCCGCCACCAAACCGGAAUGGUUCACCAACGUGUUGGGGCUAUCAGAGAAGAUUCACCACGUGGCUGACAACAUCCCCAUCAAGCCAGCCGACUACUUGAAGAAAGCCAACUACACCGAGGUCAUUGAGAGAGGGCAUGGACCUCCAGAACCAGUUGUCAGGCUCUGCGUAACUUCCAACGUGGCUCUCGCGAAGUGCCGCGCUAUGGCCGUCUUCGCCUUCAGUCGCGACAUCAGACCCCAACUGGACUGCAUACAGGAGGCGUCGGAGGCCGACUGUUUGAAGAACGUGCAAGACAAUGGCUCGGAUCUCGCUUCGGUAGACGACUCAAGAGUCGCAGCCGCAGCCAAGAAGUACAAUCUCCACGCGGUGUUCCACGAGGUGUAUGGCGAGAAGAAGAAGCCUAACUACGCCGUUGCUGUCGUCAAGCGAGACUCCAAUAUCAGAAAGAUGGAGGAUUUGAGGGGCAAAAGCUCAGACUGCUUCGGUAGACGACUCAAGAGUCGCAGCUGCAGCCAAGAAAUACAACACCCGUGUAUGCCGAGAAGAAAACGUCUAACUACGCCGUUGCUGUCGUCAAGCGAGACUCCAUCGGCUACUCAAGAGUCGCAGCCGCAGCCUAGAAAUAAGUACAACCAGGUGAAUGGUGACAAGAAGCCUAACUACGCCGUUGCUGUCGUCAAGCGAGACUCCAAUAUCAGAAAGAUGGAGGAUUUGAGGGGCAAAAGAUCUUGCCACAAUCCCUACGGAAGCUUCAGCGGCCUGGACGCACCCUUGUUCUACCUUAUCAACAAAAAACUCAUCAACCCCGAUCAGUGUAUCAAAAACCUUGGCGACUUUUUCUCUGGCGGUGUCUGUCUGCCAGGUGUCGACAAAGCCGAAAACAAUCCACGUGGUGACGAUGUCUCAAAUCUGAAGAAGCAGUGCUCCACUGAUAACAGCCCAGUGAAGUGCCUUGAAGAAAACCGUGCUGACGUCGCUUUCGUAUCAAGUGCCGAUUUACCAAACUUUGACAAGUCAAAGUACUUGUUGGUUUGCUUAAACACAGAUGCAGGUGGCACGAGCUCGUUUGAGAACUUCGAAACUUGCAACAUCGCCAUGGCCCCCUCGAGAACCUGGUUGUCAGCUAAAGACUUCUUGUCAGAUGUCUCCAUAGCCCACACUCCGUUGAGUCUAGCACAACUUUUGGCUGAUAGAACUGAUCUAUUCAACAUUUACGGAGAAUACUUGAAGAAUAAUAAUGUUAUUUUCAAUAAUGCUGCCAAAGGCUUGGAAACUACAGAAAAAAUUGACUUCGAGAAAUUCAAGGCAAUACAUGAUGUUAUCAACAAUUGCGGAGUUGCUUAAAAACUUUUCAUAUGUAAAUUAUAGUUUUAAAGCCACAAUUCCAGGUGUUACUAACAAAUUAGUGGUAAGAAUGACAAAAACAAAAGUCUGAAUUUAUGAAUUUUAAUUACAUCGCUUAUAAUGGUAAUGAUAAUAAAUAAAUAAUACCCAUA